Anisakis simplex (herring worm) is the source of this 195-nucleotide messenger RNA. NCBI's taxonomy places the organism in Eukaryota, Metazoa, Nematoda, Chromadorea, Rhabditida, Anisakidae. The record is from the annotation of a GenBank genome assembly.
AUGUCGCAGCGACUGGAGGAGACGUUGAGCGAGGCUCGCGACAAGACCGCACCCGAGUGCUGCAGCUAUCUAUCGAAACUGGUCACAGCGCUGCUGAUGAUCGUGUCGAGACCAGCCAGAUUGCUCGAAUGCUUGGAAUUUGACCCGGAUGAGUUCUAUCACAUGCUCGAAGAGGCCGAAGGUGCGGUUCGGGAG